Messenger RNA from Exophiala bonariae, 858 nucleotides. RefSeq lists its product as uncharacterized. The coding region runs from base 1 to 858 and encodes 285 amino acids. The record is from RefSeq and is a predicted model, not a curated record. The transcript is spliced from 2 exons. Lineage: Eukaryota; Fungi; Ascomycota; Eurotiomycetes; Chaetothyriales; Herpotrichiellaceae. Gene Ontology annotation, molecular function: oxidoreductase activity.
AUGUCUCGAGUUUGGAUGAUAACCGGUGCAAAUACUGGCAUCGGUCUCGAAAUUGCUCUGAAAGCACUCAAGGAGGGCGACAAAGUGAUUGCUGCCGUCAGGAGUCCUGAAAAAGUCCCUGAAACCCUGAAGACCGACAACGUCUCGAUUCUGAGAUUUGACCUGUCUUGGUCUCAGGAGAAAGUCAACGUGUUUGCAAAAGAAGCGGUUGGCGCUUUCGGUAAAAUCGAUGUCCUGGUUAACAACGCCGGAUAUGCGUACAUGGGCGGGAUCGAAGAGAUCAGUGACGAAAAUGUGAAACAACAAUAUGAAAUCAACGUAUUUGGCAUUCUGCGAGUGAUACGUGCCUUCCUACCAGAUUUACGAGCGCAGAGGUCAGGCCUGAUCUUGAACUUCAGCUCAAUUGGAGGAUUCCACGGAUAUCCAGGCAAUGGCAUCUACUGCUCGACCAAAUUUGCGCUCGAAGGUAUCACCGAGGCUUUAGCUCAAGAAGUUGCAUCCUUCGGCAUUGAUGCUGCAAUCGUGGAACCGGGAUACUUCCGCACCAAUUUCCUUGCUUCAGCCUCUGCUGGGCAGAAUUUGGCACCCGCAAUGUCCGAAUACGAGAACACUCCUGUGGGAGAGGCCCGGCAGGCUUUUGUGAAAUAUAAUCUUAAGCAACCGGGUAAUCCUGUGAUUCUGGCAGAGCGGGUCUGGGAGUAUGCAGCCAGAAAGGGACUAUUCGCAGAUCGCAAACGUCGUCUCAGGCUGCCGCUUGGUUCGGACACGGGAGCUCAGCUAAGGUCGUUUAUUGCGGAUCUUCAGGAGACGGCGGAGGAGUAUCGUGAGGUUUAUGAGAGCACAGAUUUCAAGGACUGA